UCAUGCUUGAGCGGCGAAUUUAAUCAACACAGAUGGUGGAUAAUUUUUGAGCGUCGUUUUGAGCCAAAAGAAAUGAAAUUGAACUCAAACGAUGGGGCUCGGAGGAAACUCCAGUUUGUUCCAUCGUCACAGACAACGUACUAUCUCGAUAUUUCUUCCGAUAAAGUCAAAGCAAAAGCUGUUCAGAGAAUUUUGUUGUUGCAUGGAAAAAUCGAGGAGUUUUUGUCAAAAGAAGUGAAUUUGGUGCUUACAGAUAGAAAUAACAUUGCUAAAGAAGAAGUCCCAACUUCAGACGUAACACAAAAACAGCUGCUACCAUUUAGUAGAGGAAAAGCUCUUUUACUUAAGGCAGCAAAACGUAAAAGUCUUCCAAAUGACCCAGUACAAAAUGCACAUAUACUUGGUGUAGAUAUUCAGAAAGUCUCAAAAUUCUUAAAAGACACAGAAUGCAUUCAUUCAAAAGAGAAGAAAAGUCGGAACAAGGCAGGGAUGUUGGAUGGAAUAGAACCUCUCACCUGGGCAGAAAAAGAGAACUAUCCAGUUGUGAAGUGUGAAGACAUGUUAAAAAAUUAUAAACCUCUAAUUAAGAACUUUGAUGUCUUUCCACAUGUUAAAUAUGAUCCUGAGUUAGCAUCUCCCUUUGAUAAAACUGCUAUGUUACUUCGGAAGUCAAAAGAAAAUGUCAAUCGCUAUGCUGUUCAGAAACAACCUUUGUCCAUCUCCAAUAGAGGGGGUUUUUGUGAAGCAUGUGACCACUGGUAUAAAUGCUCACUGCGACAGCACUUAAACAGUGAUAGACAUUUAAAAUUCAUCAAAGAUACCACCAAUUACAAGGUACUAGAUGAAAUUAUGCAGAAAUUGCCAUCCUUAGAAACAUUUGCAAAGAAGUUCAAUCUUGGUGAAAAGACACUGUAUAAAAAUGAAACCAAGGAAGAACCAGGAUAUCAAGCAUCAGUGCCAGAGGAGGGAGAGGAUGGUACGACAGAACAUGGAGAAGUGUUCCAUAGCUGUACUGUCGAGGACACUGUCAUAAAAACUACAGUCAGUUUCUACAAAGAAAAUAAAACUGAUUGCAAUCACAAACAUGGGUGUGAAAAUAAAAGUGAACAUUUAGAAGACUUACCAAGUAGAGCCAUGCAAAAUCAAGAAAUGAAGGAUAAAAAGAAAGAAAGUGAUGUGUUAACAUCACACAAACAGGAAGACAAUAAGGAUCUAGAGAUUCCUGGUAUUUACUUUAGUCCUAUUCACUCUCCAAGCUGUGUGUCGGAUAAUCUUAGUUUUGCAGACCUGGCAAACCGCUGGAUGGCAGACAUCAAAUCAGCAUGUGUAACUGCUAAUAAGGACUCCCAUUCAUUUCUCCUUGAUAAAAACACCAAAAUCCAGCCCUCUGGUCCACAUCAGCAUACCACUGACCCAAUCUGUAAACCAACAUCCUCAGUAAGUGAUUCCAAGUCCAUGUCAAGUGUUGACUGUGAUGAUAAUGUACUGUUUCAACAGUCAGCGACUGUAUCCUCUAAGGAUUCUGCCUCCUGUCUCACAUCUUCCAGUGUUAAUCCUGUGCCAAAUAAUGUAACAGAUUUCUCAAACAAUGAUCCAUCACAUACAGCUAAUGUAAAUAUGGAGGCAACAAAGUCAAAUAUUUUAAACCAUGUGGAGAAAGACAUUGUUGAACUGACCACCAGCAAAACUCCACAGCCAGCUGUCCAAGCUAAGGUUCCAGUCAAUAGAAGGCUGACAUAUUCCCCUUGUGUAAGCAAAGCUGACAAUGAUGCUGAUAACCCACCACUUAAAGACUCACUGGAAAACAAAGAGAACCAACAAAAUGUGUAUCUGAAAGAACAAGUACAACAACCAAUAAAAAUCAAGAUCAACUUAAACAGUUUAAAGGUCAAUCCUAAUGUCCAUUUGGUCAAAUCUCAUAGAAAACGCCGUAGGGAUAGUUCCUUGUCCAAUGUGUACUGUGCUGUUCAACAAAGUGACAUGAAACUUAAACUGUGCAAGGUCAAGGUCACACCUGUCCAACAGAAUGGAGAUCUUCGACAUUACUGGAAGGUGCGUAAAUCUGGAGGUUGUCGCCUUGUGUUCAGUGCCGAGAAAAGAAAGGCAAGUGAGGAGGGGGAUUAUACAGCAUCAAAAAGGAAACGCAUUGAGAUGCAAUAGACAUGUCUAUCCUGUAGU
Messenger RNA from Saccostrea echinata, 2178 nucleotides. Its product is annotated as protein DBF4 homolog A-like. The coding region runs from base 73 to 2160 and encodes 695 amino acids. NCBI's taxonomy places the organism in Eukaryota, Metazoa, Mollusca, Bivalvia, Ostreida, Ostreidae. Gene Ontology annotation, cellular component: Dbf4-dependent protein kinase complex; nucleus. The transcript has 2 exons. Gene Ontology annotation, molecular function: protein serine/threonine kinase activator activity; nucleic acid binding; zinc ion binding. The record is from RefSeq and is a predicted model, not a curated record. Gene Ontology annotation, biological process: regulation of cell cycle phase transition; positive regulation of nuclear cell cycle DNA replication.